Messenger RNA from Aspergillus ochraceoroseus IBT 24754, 2742 nucleotides. RefSeq names its product fanconi-associated nuclease 1. The annotation marks the transcript as partial. The record is from RefSeq and is a predicted model, not a curated record. Lineage: Eukaryota; Fungi; Ascomycota; Eurotiomycetes; Eurotiales; Aspergillaceae. Gene Ontology annotation, biological process: interstrand cross-link repair. Gene Ontology annotation, cellular component: nucleus. The transcript has 3 exons. Gene Ontology annotation, molecular function: 5'-3' exonuclease activity; flap-structured DNA binding; 5'-flap endonuclease activity.
UCUCGUCUGGACGCUUGACAAAUGAGGAUACAAUACAUAACUAAUCAGAUCAUUUGGCGCUUCUCUGAUUCAUUCUCUUGUAUAUUUUUGUCUUUCUUUUCUGGUGUGGAAGGUUGAUUCCGUUGGGUUGAGUUGCAGCAAGAUAGACACUGCUGGCGCCCUGCUGAAAAGAUAUAUACAUGCGUCGAUAGUAUAUACAUGCGUCGAUAGGACGCGACUUUGGAUGCCCUCGUGACGGUCAACAAGAUGUCCCUCCUGGACUACUGGGACACCCAGCGCCCGCCUGUAAAGCGCCAAAAAACCACAUCCGAAGUAUCGACGCCCGAUCCCAAGCAAUCCACGCCGCAAAUUGAAAAGGACGAUAUCAACGAUUCUCUUUCGGAUGAGAGUCCCAGAGAGAAGGCUCUCGAUGCAAGAUCCUUAGUUCCUGCGGAUGAAGAGCAGGCGGAGGUACCGGUGAAGGAUGAGGAGCACGACAUUCCAAAUAGUCAAACUGAGCUCGAGUCUUCCCUUCCUACUGUGCAGACGGAUAGCCGAGCGAUCGAGGAAUACGAAUCUUCGCAGAGAGUGAAGGAGGAGGAGGAGGAGGAGGACUCGCUGCAGCAAAGGAUGCAGAAUGGAAAGUGGCGAAAGGGAAAGAGCUCGAUCUAUGUGGAUGCGUUCAAUCUUGCGCUGGAGACUGUCCUUGCGGAGGAGGCGCACCUUUUCAACGAGAUUGAAAGAGAAAUUUUCCGGCAUUGGGAGGAGUUGUCUUAUGAGUCGCAGUAUUUAUACGUUCGUCUCUUCCUACGCAAGACUUCGGCGUGGCAUCGUGUCAGUAAAUUGGGCUACUACUCGGAUAUUGCCGAUGUACCGCGUGUGGUAACGGACCUCCAGAAAACGAGGAACCUUUCUUCUACUUCACCUCCGCUUGUCGAUGAGAAUGCGGAACCCGCUGAUGCUAAGGUUCCACCAACCGACCUGGGGUUGGAUGGGGCAUUCAGAUUCGCGGAUGCCAUUGAUCAGAUUACUACUUUAGAAGAAGCGUCGUCAUUACUACUCCUUGAUGAACUGAAAGUUCUUGGGAAAGAGGCCAGGGUACAAGGGAAGAGUAAACAGGAGCUGAUUGCAGCUUUGCAUGAUUCAAGCCAGAAACAGACCGGACUUGGGUGGAAUUCUGGUGCAUCGAGUUCCAAUCGAGAGGAACAUUUUAUGGCGAAAAUUCUCGACUACACAGGCGACUGCAUCCGUCUUGCCUCUGGCCCUCGCGCUCUUUUUGAGAGGGUGCAUUUGGUCUUCUAUCGGUCUACCGAAUGGACCGACAAAUCCCUCACAACCAUCAUCCUCGCCAAAAUAUCCCGCAGGAAUUUUCCCGAAUAUGUUGUCUGUCGGUCCGGCUCACUUUUCCCCUCUCGAGAAGUCCUCCUGGAAUUCGAAUCCGCGUUACGGACGCAGUUUAGAAUCGACAAUAUCCUUGAGUUCAACGGGGCCCCGCAGAAAGAGCGGCUGGAGGAGAUCAAAAACCUCGCAGACACUGCCUAUCCACGGUGGAGAAUCCUGCUCGAAGAAGAGCAACGCAAGGAAGAUACUAUUUACGAGUCUGGCGAAGGCGCAUAUCUGCGUCGCUUUUCCCCGGCUUGGGUUUAUACCCGAAUCCUUCACAAGGGGCUCAACCCCCUUGGACGGUUUAAAGAAUACAAGGAAGAGCAUAGACUUCUGACCGAACUACUGACCCAGAGAUUGUUUCACCCCGCGCGAAGGGGUGCCUGGUAUCAGCGCAAAGCCCUUUUAGAGGAGCACUACAUGUGGAGCCUGAUGCCCUCUGAAGGACGCAGCGAGGACGCACAGAGGAAGCAUUGGAAACGGAUUGCGCUGCGAACCUGCGAAGAAGCCCUGGAAGACCGGUGCUGCCAUUUGAUCUACCACUACGAUCUCCAAAAACGGAUCCGAAAGCUCGAAAGAGCGCUGAAAAUCGUCAAACGAGAACAGCAUGACUUCGGCCACGUCGCGCUCAUAAAACCCGACGAACGCACGGUCGAGGGGAUACGCAUCGAGCGCGAGGAACCACCGCCCGCCCCCAAGGGGCCCGCAAGCGCAAGGAGAGAAGAGGGCGGCCCCAAGCGCACGGGGCCUACGAUCUGGAUAGACGAGAGAGAAGGAAGCGGCGAGUGCGAGUGCAGGGUCGAAAGCAUGUGUCUAAGCUGGUAUAGAGACCACGGCUGGAAAGGACAUCACUCCGAAGGAGGCAUUGUUCGGACAUUAUUCGGCUACCUUUUCUACGACAUCAUCUUCACCUACGUCCCCAAUGUAUUCCAGACCGUCUUCCAAACCUGCCCGCUAGACCUGCACACCGACGCCUUCUACCCCUCGCGCGCAUCCGAGAUCAACCACCGCCUCGUGGAAAUCACGAACGGGGGCUCCGAGCGCAUCGUCCGUGAUAUCCACGCCCGACACUCCGCGCGCCAGCCCUGCGCCAUCGGCAUCGACUGGGCAUUUCAGCUUGACGACCUCGUGGAGAUCGUGCAGUGUUUCCGCGGCGAGGCCCUCGCUGUGAUAUGCAAGAUCAUGGCAGAGGAGUACCGGCAGCGUGGUGGCGGGAUCCCGGAUCUCUUGCUUUGGAGCGUCGAUCGGAAAGAGGUUAUGUUUGUGGAAGUCAAGUCGGAGAAUGAUCGGCUGAGCGAUACCCAGAGGCUGUGGAUUCAUGUUUUGGUGGGUGCCGGCGUGAAGGUUGAGCUUUGCAAUGCUGUUGCAAGGGAGGUCAGG